Messenger RNA from Mangifera indica (mango), 1278 nucleotides. RefSeq lists its product as uncharacterized. The transcript is spliced from 4 exons. Lineage: Eukaryota; Viridiplantae; Streptophyta; Magnoliopsida; Sapindales; Anacardiaceae. Bases 317 to 1039 code for a protein of 240 amino acids. The record is from RefSeq and is a predicted model, not a curated record.
AAUUUGUUACCAACACAAAGUAAUGCAAGGAGUUUUGGCAACUAGGAGAAAAGUUACCAAACAAGAGCAAGCCAAAACAUCUCUUCUUUCCACCGACUCUUUCGCCAUUGAAAAUCAUUCUCUCUUGCAUAAACCCAAACAAAUGAAGGAUCAUCCAUCCUCCUUUCUUUUAAUCUAUCCAUAAAAUUUCCCCCUUUAUCAUCGCAGCGCCACAUAAACUAACCUCAACCCUUCAUUUGAACUCUCUUUCUUAGCCGUGAAUACUUUGCAUUUCUAUUUUUUCUAUUUCUUUAUAUUCACCAUCGUCUUUAUUGUUAUGGGUAAGAGAAAGCGAACUGCUGACAAAACAAAGAACAAUAACAGCCCUCCUUCUUCCUCGGACAAUGCUCCAUGCUCUUCUGGAAUGCAAGAAUUAUCUAAAAAGAAAUCUUCAGAUUUAGUUGACUCUAGUGAACUAAAGUCGUAUACAUCUACCAUGGAUAUCACAGAUAAUUCAGUGAAGCUAUUAAACACCCACACUUCUCUUUCAAACCAUCAUUACAAUCUUGGUCGUUCUAUAUUCUUAAAGAGAUCACGUCAUCACUAUGGCCACCAAUACUCUCGGAGAAACUCAGGUAAUCGGGGCAAUGCAUCAAGUUCUCAUGGCAAGGGUCCUUCACGUGAUGACAGACUGUUAUGCAAGUUGUCUAGUCAAUGCAAUGCGGAGCCUGGACAAAAUGCUGAGGAGAGGGAAAAGCCAUUUGGGAGGCCGGAGAGAAUUAGGUCUAGUUCUUUGGUAAAAGAUGCCUCAUCGCCUGAUGCUGUGAAGAUGGUAUGUGGGAUCUGUCAGAAGCUGUUGAGACGUAAACCUUAUUUUCUUGGAAUUGGAAACACACUGUCUUCAGGUGAAUACUGUGUCGUUGCUGUUUUAGUUUGUGGUCAUGUGUAUCAUGCAGACUGCCUGGAGAAGAGAACAUCAUCAGAAGAUGGAUGUGACCCACCCUGUCUGCUGUGUAUGGGUGUGGCGUUGCAAGUUGAAUCACCAGGAGCACAGGAAUAGGUUUGUACAGAUGUUGAACUUACAUCUAUGAUACUAAUGAAGAGAAACAAGACAUACAUAUUAUUAGAUUGCAUAAACUGCUUCAAAUCCAACUAAGUGUUCUAAUAACCACAUUGGAGGCCUCAUGAAACAAAAUAUCCAACCCCCUAUUUCAUCCAUAUUAACCAUGAAACUCCUUCUGUGGCACAUUGAUCAUAUACACUUAUUUAUAACUUAUUAAACCCUUUGAUUUCAUCUCA